This is a messenger RNA of Adelges cooleyi (spruce gall adelgid), 2123 nucleotides long. It is a transcript of the gene PIP4K, whose product is annotated as phosphatidylinositol 5-phosphate 4-kinase type-2 alpha. The transcript is spliced from 9 exons. Gene Ontology annotation, biological process: phosphatidylinositol metabolic process. The record is from RefSeq and is a predicted model, not a curated record. Bases 362 to 1774 code for a protein of 470 amino acids. Lineage: Eukaryota; Metazoa; Arthropoda; Insecta; Hemiptera; Adelgidae. Gene Ontology annotation, molecular function: phosphatidylinositol kinase activity.
AUGUAUUCAGAUUUCAGUAUUAGUCGGGUGCAGCUAACUUCAUAGAUAUAAUUUGGUAUUUAUUUUAAAUAUUACUCCUUUACUCAAUUGUAAAAGUUUCUCGCUAAGUCAGAACUAUUGAAAUCGUGAAAACACUAAUAUAACCCGUUGACGUAAAUUAAAUGCAAUCAAAUGACAGUCGGUUGAUCUCGCUUGAAGACGUGUUCUAAAGCAGUUCAUUACGGAUACACUGCUGUGAUGCCUGUCAAUUAGAACACUUGUCUAGGAGCUUUUAGUAUUAAUUGUGGUCAGACAUUCUCGACACUCUUCGUGUAGUUUUAGCUUUGUUUUGAUAUUUUUAGCGGUAUAACUUAUUAAAAAAAUGAGUGUGGUUCAAGGCGGUCUCAGCAAACUGAAAAAGAAACACAUCGGUGUAAAGAGGCAAAAGGUCAAAUUGUUUCGUGCAAACGAACCGUUGCUGUCUGUUCUCAUGUGGGGUGUCAACCAUACUAUAAAUGAAUUGAGUCAUGUAACAAUACCUGUAAUGUUGCUGCCUGAUGAUUUUCGAGCCUAUUCAAAAGUCAAAGUUGAUAACCAUUUAUUUAACAAAGAAAACAUGCCGAGUCACUUUAAAAUCAAAGAGUAUUGUCCACUGGUAUUUCGUAACCUUAGGGAAAGAUUUGGCAUCGAUGAUCUAGACUACAAAGAAUCAAUGACACGGUUUUCCGAAGAAAGUAGUUAUUGCUGUCGCAAAGGUCUACGUAGAUCUAUGACCAUGUAUAAUCGAAGAUCAUUGACAGCACCUAAUUUACAAUUGGAAACAGUUAACUAUAACCCUAAGAAAUUGAAAAUGUAUGGUUCUUUAAAAAGAAGAUCACAACCUGUUUCUGCAGAUGCUUCUGGUAAAAGUAAUUCAGGAUUUUACUAUUCUUAUGACAAAUUAUUUAUAAUUAAGACACUGACUAGUGAAGAAGUCGAACGAAUGCACUCCUUUUUAAAGCACUAUCAUCCAUAUGUUGUAGAAAGACAUGGAAAAACAUUGCUUCCACAGUAUUUGGGAAUGUAUCGUUUGACUGUUGAUGGUGAUGAACAUUAUGUUGUAGCCAUGAGAAAUGCAUUUAGCAAUCAUUUGGCCACUCAUAAGAAAUUUGAUCUCAAAGGUUCUACGGUUGACAGAGAAGCUUCAGAUAAGGAGAAGGAAAAAGACUUGCCUACAUACAAAGAUAAUGAUUUUGUUAAAGAACGUACAAAGAUUUACAUUGGUGAUGAAGCAAAAGAUAAGCUAUUAGAAACUUUAGGAGCAGAUGUUGAUUUUUUGACUGGUUUACAUUUGAUGGACUACAGCUUACUGUUAGGUAUACACGACUGCACUCGUGCUGAACGAGAGAGAGAGGAAGCGCUUGCCAGUGGUGCUGGAACCAUAGAUGUAGAAGGCGAAGAAGACGAGGACGCUGAAGACAGCGAAGGAGCUGGAAAUACUGUAACAUGGGCUAAUACGCCGCCAGAUUCACCACAUAGCCUGUUAGCUCGUGACACUAGCCUAUGCCAGUAUGAUACAGCUGCCAUAAUACCCGAUCUCGAUAUUUAUGCCAUACCCAGCAGCGAAGGUGCCCCAGUACGAGAAAUUUACUUCAUUGCAUUAAUUGAUGUACUUACCCAUUAUGGUGUGAAAAAACAGGCUGCUAAAGCUGCAAAGACAGUCAAAUAUGGAUCAAAUGUAGAUGGCAUUUCGACUUGCGAUCCCGAACAAUAUGGCAAACGUUUUAUUGAAUUUUUAUCAAAAGCUAUUGAAUAAAUAUAAUAAACUAUAAUUUUAAAUUUCUUCCAGUAAAAAAAAAAAACAUUUAUAAAUAUAGUAUUAUUAUUAAUAACGCUAGAUUGUUAUUGUAUACAAUACCGCUUGCUUUAUAAUCACUAUAUUAUUAAUAUAGAUAGGAAUGAUCAUACUUUAUUUUUUACUUCUUUUGUAGAGUUUAAUUAAUUGCUUAAUUUUGUUUUUAUAUUAUCAUAACUUAUUGUGUGGCCAAAAGUUAAAUCACUAUUAUUUUAUAGUUACCUUAAUGUUUAAGAUUAAUGUCUUUGGAAAAUCAAUAGUGUUUAGAAUAGCACAAUUUACAAAAACAUUUUGUUCAAAUUACUACUUG